AGUCAGCUACAAGAUGGUAGCAAUUUGACAUGAUGAACUUUAUUCGUUUCCGAAAAUUUGGCGCCCGUCCAUUUAUAUGUUUGAAGAUGCUUAUGCUUGCUUUUUGGUGGAAUGAGAAUGAGAAUGUCAUCAGUACUCUCCCUGAAAGUAUUAUAAAAGAGCAGCAGCAUCACCUGGGGCGAGUGAAGCAUGCAGCAUACGAUACGAAUACGUGAGCAAGUGCCCUCCUUUUUAUAGCCAGCGACAAGAACGAACGCAGGGGAAUCGAUAAUAAUUAAACAACGACAUGGCGGCAGCUUAAUCCUCUCCCCGUCCCCCAUCAAUCAAUCGCCAUUAAUUAGUUGCUUUUUUUUUGUUGCUAAAUCGGAGGAGGGAAUGGAGCAACUGAGCAAGGAGCAGAUCGCCGAGUUCCGGGAGGCAUUCAGCCUCUUCGACAAAGAUGGGGACGGGACGAUCACGAGCAAGGAGCUGGGGACGGUGAUGGGGUCGCUGGGGCAGCAGCCGACGGAGGCGGAGCUGCAGGAGAUGGUGGCGGAGGUGGACGCCGACGGGAGCGGGAGCAUCGACUUCGACGAGUUCCUGAGCCUCCUCGCGCGCAAGCUCCGCGACACCGAGGCCGAGGACGACAUCCGCGACGCCUUCCGCGUCUUCGACAAGGACCAGAACGGCUUCAUCACCGCCGACGAGCUCCGCCACGUCAUGACCAACCUCGGCGACCGCAUCUCCGACGACGAGCUCGCCGAGAUGCUCCACGAGGCCGACGGCGACGGCGACGGCCAGAUCGACUACAACGAGUUCGUCAAGCUCAUGAUGGCAAAGUUCGCCAAAUCCCCCCUUCUUUUUUUUCCCCUUCCUGUCGUUUCAAUUGCUCGAUUCAUCUCUUUGAAACUGAACCUGAGCAUUGCAAUCUUUGCACUGCAUUCAUCAGAUGAAUUUGAGCUGAAUGAUUGAUAUUUAUAUGCAGGAGAAGGCAGAAUAUGAUGGAUGGUCAUGGAAGCGGAGGUCACCGGUCGAAUCGCUCCGACCGGAAAUCCGGCUGCUGCGGCCCCUCAU
Molecule: messenger RNA, 1053 nt
Organism: Oryza brachyantha (malo sina)
Lineage: Eukaryota; Viridiplantae; Streptophyta; Magnoliopsida; Poales; Poaceae
Product: putative calmodulin-like protein 2
Exons: 2
Coding region: 376-951 (191 amino acids)
Molecular function (GO): enzyme regulator activity; calcium ion binding
Source: RefSeq, a predicted model, not a curated record